Molecule: messenger RNA, 402 nt
Organism: Phytophthora nicotianae INRA-310
Lineage: Eukaryota; Oomycota; Peronosporomycetes; Peronosporales; Peronosporaceae
Exons: 2
Coding region: 1-402 (133 amino acids)
Source: RefSeq, a predicted model, not a curated record
AUGUGGAGAGUAGAGUCAGUGCGUCGUGAGAUUGAGGAGAGGGAGGUGGACAAGCAUGCGUCGAAGUGUAAAGUGGAUAGCGUGAAGAGUGCCAAGAAUGUGGAGAACACAAACACUGUCGAGAGUGUGGGAAGUACAGAGAACGCGGAGGGCGUGGAUACAAUGGCUAGCAGUGAAAAAUAUUUCGAUGAGUACAAGCUACGCGAGCGAGCAAACCAGCAUAUUGAAACCUCGCCGAUGAAAUACAUGCAAGUUUUCGUUGUAUCUACAAAAAAUUCCGCUGUACGCACGGUGGUUCACAAAAAUGCGCUGUCUACUGGGCAGCGCAAUCGCAAAGCCCGAUACUGUCGGGGCUUGGCGCGCUUCACGCCGACUGUGAUAAAUGUAGACGACGGAACAUAA